Messenger RNA from Rotaria socialis, 780 nucleotides. Lineage: Eukaryota; Metazoa; Rotifera; Eurotatoria; Philodinida; Philodinidae. The record is from the annotation of a GenBank genome assembly.
AUGCGAUCUACACUUUUCAUUAUAAUUCUUCUCAUUGGCAUUUCUCAUGGUUUUCUUGGUUCUAUUAAUCAAGUACUAAGCCAAGUGGGUAAUUCAGCUCAUUCAGCUACCAAUCAAAUUGGUCAAAUAUUAGGGCAUUCAUGGAAUAAUAUUACAGCUCAUAUGGAAAAUGUUAUUGGCAAAUUGGUAAACAGUAUCAAUGAAUUACGAGUUGCUGCUGAGGUUCUUUGGGAGCGUUUAUUUAGUCCAGCUUUUGAGAUGAUGCUUAAAGGAGGGCAAGUUAUUGUUAAUGAACAAUUAAAUACUAUGCGUUAUGUAAUAAAUAAUCCAAUAACGACAAGAGGAAAUCUUCUUUCAGAAAAAUAUACUCAACUAAUUGCUCGUUUAAAAUCGAAUGUUCAUGAUUUAUAUGAAAAUCUAUUUACAAUGCAACGUGACAGUUUAUUGGCUUUAGAAAAAGGUGACUAUCAUUUUGAAGAAAGAAUUCGUGCAUUUUACGGUAAAAUCCAGAUUAUCCGUAAACAGAUUCAUGAAUGGUCUGAAGAAAUCAAAAAUGAAUUAACAACGUACGAGUAUUCUAUUCAAGGUGACUGGCUUAAUACUCUUAAUCAAUAUAAACAAAAUAUUGAUGUUAGCGUCAAAACAUUAGUGAAAAUGUUUGAACAAUUAACAGAAAGUCUAAUCAAAAAUUUUCUUAAAGUUGUUCUUACGAUGGUUCCUAAUGCUAGUAACCGUAUUGAAAAAAUGAAAGAACAAGGACUACUUUCAUUUUUUCCCUAA